This is a messenger RNA of Bacidia gigantensis, 2044 nucleotides long. RefSeq lists its product as uncharacterized. Gene Ontology annotation, biological process: protein phosphorylation; chromosome segregation. Gene Ontology annotation, cellular component: cytoplasm; centrosome; nucleus. The record is from RefSeq and is a predicted model, not a curated record. Gene Ontology annotation, molecular function: ATP binding; protein kinase activity. Lineage: Eukaryota; Fungi; Ascomycota; Lecanoromycetes; Lecanorales; Ramalinaceae. The annotation marks the transcript as partial. The transcript has 5 exons.
AUGGCAGACUCGGAGAAAUACGAGGUCUUGCAAACCAUUGGUCAUGGUUCUUUUGGAGUCAUACGGAAGGUUCGCCGCAGAUCGGAUGGUCUCGUUCUUUGCCGCAAGGAAAUCUCGUAUAUCAAGAUGUCACAGAAAGAGCGAGAACAGCUACACGCCGAAUUUUCCAUCCUCAACUCACUCAAACACGCGAAUAUAGUCGGCUACUAUCAUCGUGAACAUUUGAAGGCCACCCAGGAGCUGUACCUGUAUAUGGAGUAUUGCGGCGGUGGUGACUUAGGAAAAGAGAUUCAGAAGCUGAAGACUAAGAACCAAUAUGCGGAUGAGGAAUAUGUGUGGAGUGUGUUCUCCCAAAUCGUUGCUGCUCUCUAUAGAUGUCAUUAUGGCACCGAUCCUCCAGAAGUUGGGAAAGCAGUCGGUCCUGGGGAAGAGGUUAGGACUAAAUUGAAGACUAAGGACACGGUCAUGAUCCUGCAUCGAGAUCUGAAACCUGAGAAUGUCUUCCUCGGCGCAGAUAGUUCGGUCAAACUUGGAGACUUCGGCCUCUCCAAGCUUAUGCAGUCUCACGAUUUCGCUUCGACAUACGUUGGCACCCCAUUCUAUAUGUCGCCCGAGAUAUGUGCUGCAGAGAAGUACACACUUCAUUCCGACAUUUGGUCACUGGGCUGCAUCAUGUACGAGCUUUGUGCAAGGACGCAACCCUUCAACGCCAAAACUCAUUUCCACCUUAUCCAGAAAAUCAAGGAAGGCAAAGUUGAUCCACUUCCAAGCGUGUACUCGCAGGAGCUUCAGAGCGUCAUAAGAAGCUGCUUGCAGACCAACCCACUGAAAAGACCAGAUACGGCAACGUUGCUGAAUUUGCCUGCCAUGCGGAUAAUGAGGAAGGAGAGAGAAAUGGUUGAGCUCGGGCGCGUGCUCAAGGAUAAGGAGGAGCACGCCACGCUUAAGGCUCGCGAAGCCGACGCCAAGGUCAUCAACAUGGAUAGCGAACGAGAGAAAUUGAGAGCUGAGAUCGAAGCAACACUGCGAAGAGAAUGGGAAGUGAAAGCGGGGCUUGAGAUCUCAAGGCAGGUACAGCUUGAGAAGGAACGGCUGAACAGGAUAUUCGAGAGUGAAUUACAGUUGAGGACUAAAACAGAGGUCGAGAGACAGCUUCGCUCGAGGUCGUCAUCGAAAACGUCACAGACAUCACAAAACUCUGAGCCAUCGAAUUCUUCAGCAUCUUCGAGAAGUUCACUUACCUCAGAAACACUAUGCGUCAGCUCAAACAAGGAUAGUGGCACCUCGCCCGAGUGCGAAACUCAUUUAUCUUCGAUUAGCACCGCAGCAGACACCGAUUUUCCUUCAUUUACAGACUUGAGCAGCCUCUCACUAGACUCACCGGCAGCAGGGCCGAUUUCAAAGCCCGAUGAAAUCAAGUCAAGGACUCCGCCCCAAAAGAGGCCACGCGGUCCUCUUGCUAGGGCGAGAACACAAUUUGACUCGCCAAUGGACAUCCAGAUGGUCGACCCGUCGCCAAUGUCAAUUGCUUGCUUAUCGCUUUCACCACGACGAAAUGAAGCCGCACAGACGACAAACAUUCCUAUUAGGGGAAACAUCUUCGCAACCGCAGCCAGCAAGCGGCUGGCUCCAAAAUUUCGAUCACCUCGCGCCUCGUUCAUCGCCGAGGAAGAUGAAGAUGAGGAUAACAUACCAGACUUACCCUCACCAACUCGGCCUCCACUAAAGAUGCCGGAUCCCUUCAAAGCACCAACACGACCUGGCAUGCUUAGGCAAAAAACCGCACCUAUGAAUCGUCUGAAUCCUCAAGCACCUAGGCUAUUUACGCCAACAGCCGUAGAGCGACCCUCUCGCGAAUUUACAGAACGCCGGGGGAGAACACUAGUGGAACUCGCGCAAGCUAGGGCAGGGAUGCCGAGCCAGGCGCAGAAGAUUGAGAAGAUCGCUCUGUUUGGGGACGGAGGUAGUAGGAAGGAAAACGUGCCAAUCUGGGAUCCGGAGAAGGAUGAGAUGCCGAGCCCUUUCUUGGUGAGGGGAGGCAAAG